AUGGAGCAUUUAGUCAAAUCUGAAUCAUCAAAAACAGGCAAGCAAUCUCCUGAAAACUCUACAGAUGAACAAACACCGGCUUGUAAUAUUGCUGAACAACUCAUGGAUCUUCAAAUCGAAGUUGACGAUCUCAUAGCUCACUCAUCUGGCAUUCCCGAAUGUAAAAACGCAGUUAAAAAAUUAAAAGACAUAAAAGCAACGAUUGAGAAGUGUUUGGAGAAAAAUUUGAAUCCAGAAACCAAAGCAAAAACCCUUUGGAAACGAGUGUUGGGUCGUGUCGACAAGAAAGCUGCAAGAACUACUGAACCAGGAAGACAAGAAAUUGAACAUUCAGUAACGCAUUAUGAACCUCGUUAUGAUGAUUAUAAUGACUCAAAUGGACGUUUCACUCCAUUCAUUGAUGAUUCAAUAUUAUUUGGGAUCGAUUUGAUACUGCGACUAUGCAGUCACAUAAAAAGAACUUAUCGACUUAUUUUUAGUAAUGAAUAAAAUUGUGAAGUUUUCAGUAAGCUUUGUUAAAUUUCUCAUUUUCAAUUUGCGAG
Molecule: messenger RNA, 542 nt
Organism: Clunio marinus
Lineage: Eukaryota; Metazoa; Arthropoda; Insecta; Diptera; Chironomidae
Source: the annotation of a GenBank genome assembly